Molecule: messenger RNA, 1761 nt
Organism: Aspergillus ruber CBS 135680
Lineage: Eukaryota; Fungi; Ascomycota; Eurotiomycetes; Eurotiales; Aspergillaceae
Product: HET-domain-containing protein
Exons: 4
Coding region: 1-1359 (452 amino acids)
Source: RefSeq, a predicted model, not a curated record
AUGAGUGAUUACAUUGCUACUUUAUGCUUUCCAGUUCUAUGCCUCGCGUCCACAUUUGAGCUCGAGGAGUUUCCCGCAAACAGAAUCCCACCGUAUGCUAUUCUCUCGCAUACUUGGGACACAGAGGAGGUGACAUACGAUGACUUCCAACACAACACAACAGACAAAACUAAAAAACCAUCAUGGAGCAAGGUGCAAGGUUCUUGCCAUUGUACAAUGAGCGACGGUCUGGAAUAUGUCUGGAUUGAUAGUUGUUGUGUCAACAAAAGCAGCAGCGCGGAACUGUCCGAAUCCUUGAAUUCAAUGUAUGCGUGGUAUGAGAAGGCGCAGUUUUGCUAUGCAUAUUUGAAUGAUGUGCCCGCUGCUUGCAAUCCCAAUCAGCCAGGCUCUGCAUUUGAGCAUAGCAAGUGGUUUACCCGCGGGUGGACGCUGCAGAAACUACUCGCUCCUGUUAAUAUACUCUUCUUCUCCAGAGAUUGGACUGAAAUCGAUAUAUUGAUACACCGAAAACCUCUGGAGCUUGCGAGUAUAGCUAGGCGUAUGUCCUGGGCCGCCCAUCGCGAGACGACCCGCCCAGAGGAUAUAGCAUACUGCUUAAUGGGCGUAUUCUCCGUCAAAAUGCCCAUGUUGUACGGUGAGGGGGCUGAGAAAGCGUUCCUGCGCCUGCAAGAAGAAAUAAUGAAGCAAUCCGACGACCACACAAUCUUUGCGUGGGUAGACCGCGACGCUUCUUGGCUCUCUCUUCGUGGGCUAUUGGCAACGUCCCCAUCCAUGUUUGCAGGCUACGAAUACGUUGCGGCGCUUGACUGUCCGAGUCCACCGCGGUACGAGGACACGAGCUUCCUGGCUAUUUUUCUGAGAAGGCUUUCUACAGUUGACGAACAAUAUGCUCGUGUCAAAGUGGACCGGCUGGCAGAAGUCCAUGAACGGGGACCAAUGCAAACUAUCUAUGUGCGUCAGAAAAUUGCAAUACCUGACCUAGGAGGCAUUUUUCGAAGCCAUUUCCUUCAGUUACGGGGACUGUCUGGGAACCGGUACCGAAUUAUGAAUGUCCUUGCCCCAAUUGAAGCAAAGCGACCAGCAAACUUAACAUCGACUCGUGCUGCAAGCAGUGAUUACCAAUUCCCCCGGACCUUCAGAAUGACCAAGGGACUCGACAACCAUCUCCUAUGCUCUGUUGUUAUUGAACGAAUGGGUGGACCGGCUCUAAUAAUGAUGCUAGGUACACAGGAAGGAUUCACUGUUGGGUUUGAUGCCAUCGAUGUGCAAGAUCCAGGGAAAUUUGACUUUGACGACUUUGAGACCAUCCGUCAGAUCUAUGAGCCGAAACAAUCCUGGAAACUCGAUCACAUUGGAUAAUCAUAUUGUUCGUGUGGGUGCCGAGCCCCGGAUUCACAAUAGUACCUCCAAGUACUACAUGAUUGAUAUCAAAAUCGAAGCAGUCUAUGAACAGUCCAAUCCCAUUAAAGCAAUCUCGGAAACAUUGCAGAUACCGGACCUGGGAAUUAGGCCUGCCAUCAAGCCCCUAAAGAAGCCAGAGAGCAAGCCGGAGCCCGAGACAAAACCACAUCCAUCUCCCCCCAAAAAGAGCAAAUCGGCAUCCAGCUGGCGACAAUUUUUCGAUUGAUUUUUAAUUACGGUAGCAGCUAGUAUAUUUAGAGCUCGUCAGUUGAGUAUAUAUGGUAAGGCCGUGAGAAUAUCACAUCAUGGAUUCAUUCAAGACAUGUUAGAUACAAGAACCAGACAUGAUUAUUUCGCGAG